Messenger RNA from Chilo suppressalis (striped riceborer), 1014 nucleotides. The record is from the annotation of a GenBank genome assembly. Lineage: Eukaryota; Metazoa; Arthropoda; Insecta; Lepidoptera; Crambidae.
AUGGUGCGGUCGGUGGGAGGCGGCGGGGCCGGCGGCCUGCUGGGCGCGAGCCUGGUGUGCGGGCGCGGUCUGACGGAGCGGCAGCGCGCGCUGUGCCACUCCGCGCCCGCCGCCGUCGCCGCACUGGGCCGCGGACUCAGCAUGGCGUACGCGGAGUGUCGCGCGCAGCUGGCCGGCCGGCGGUGGAACUGCUCGGGGGUCGGAGACGACCCGCGUCUCGGACACAUCCUGCCCAUGGCAACGAAGGAAGCAGCGUUCACAUACGCGAUAGCCGCGGCGGGCGUCACGCACGCGCUGGGGGCGGCCUGCGCACGCGGCGACCUGCCCAACUGCGCCUGCAACAACGGCAGACGGCGCGUGAUGUCGGUCCCGGAACAGUGGGAGUGGGGCGGGUGCGAGGGCGCGGCGUGGGGCGCCCGGUUCGCGCGGCGGUGGCUCGACGCGCGCGAGCUGGAGGCCGACGCGCGCGCCGCCAUGAACCUGCACAACAACCGCGUCGGCCGCAAGGUGAGCGAGUUGGUGAAGGACAUGGUCCGCCACGAGUGCAAGUGUCACGGCGUGUCGGGCUCGUGCGCGGUGAAGACGUGCUGGCGCGCGCUGCCCCCCUUCCCGCUGGUGGGCGCCGCGCUCCGGGACAAGUACCGCCGCGCCAGGCUGGUGCACGCGCUGCCCGACGCCGGUGCCCCGCGACCACCCCACGCGGGGGGGGACGUGCUGCCCUACCACACCCCCAAUGUCAUGAGGCAGAUGCCGCAACUAUCGGAGCUGGUGUACCUGCAGCCGUCGCCGUCGUACUGCGAGCCCGACCCCGCCGCCGCCGCGCCCGGCACGCGCGGACGACACUGCAACCAUACGGCCACUGGCGAGGAGGGUUGCUCGCACGUAUGUUGCGGGCGCGGCUGGCGCUCGGUGCCGGUGGUGUCGCGCGACAAGUGUCGCUGCCGGUUCCGCUGGUGCUGCACCGUCGCCUGCGACAUCUGCGUCACGCGAUCCACUGCGCACGUGUGCAACUGA